Messenger RNA from Vespula vulgaris, 4045 nucleotides. Its product is annotated as zwei Ig domain protein zig-8-like. Gene Ontology annotation, cellular component: neuron projection membrane. NCBI's taxonomy places the organism in Eukaryota, Metazoa, Arthropoda, Insecta, Hymenoptera, Vespidae. Gene Ontology annotation, biological process: synapse organization. The transcript is spliced from 9 exons. The record is from RefSeq and is a predicted model, not a curated record. The coding region runs from base 1433 to 2422 and encodes 329 amino acids.
UCGCCAAGCUCAGUUACGCCGCGCCCCUUGCGAAGAGCGCUGCGCCUCGCGAGCGAGAUCGUAGUAUCUUUGCUUUUCGAACGAGCCCUUUUGAACUUGUACAACUUCUACGGACAACUCGUGUUAUCGUCCCUUUUCAUUUAUCGUCCACGAUCAAGUAAAAUUUCUGAGCGUGCGGUAUAUUUCAUUUUAUCGUGGAAAAAGGGAAAUAGAAAAGCAGAGAAAGGGAAAAGAAAAAGCUCGGAAAUGUUUCGUAAUCAGGAGAGAGCACGUGUUCGUGCUUGAAAACGUUUUCAUCAGAUUGGUAUCUUGAUCGAGAUGAAGUGACAUUUUUAUUCUGGAAGUAAAUAUAAUAGAGACCGAUAAAGAGGAAAGUUUUAGUGUUUAGUGUUACUACGAACAAAGUUUCGUGGCUGGUCAAAGACAGUCGUGUGAUUGUUGGAUCGGAAUAAAGGUUUCGAGUUGGAAGGAAAUAGGCGAAGGGAAGAGUGCCCGGGAAAUCUUUUUAAUAUAUUCUCGAGUGGAGGGAAAUGUUGGCUGCGCAGUUGAGAACGUGUCAACGAGGGAGAACUUGAGAGAGACAGAGAGAGAGAGAGAGAGAGAGAGAGAGAGAGAGAGAGAGACAAAGGGGAGAGAAGGGAAAAAGAAGGGAUAUCUAGAAAUUGAGUUAAGCUCCGGUAGACAAGUAAAAUAAGAGGAAGAAAGAAGAUGUGAGAGGUCGUAAGGCCAGAGAAAAAGAACAAAAAAAAAAGAGAGAGGGAGAGAGGAGUUGGAGAACAAGAAGAGGGCGGUACCGCGCGCGCAGAGACGCACUUCUAUGAGUUAUAUGACAUAGAAAACAGCUACUACGUGAAAAUCUCCAAGUGAACUCAAUGAUAAACUUCUCGCAUAAGGAAGCUUCUAGCUCGAAGAAAUUUUCCAACUAAACUGAGAAGAAAAUCUGUCUGAAUCCGUGUGAUGGACGAAGCGGAACCGAGCGGCGAAUCGACAACGCUGGUAUUUUGAGAGAGACCAUCCAUCAAAGGUAUUACUCCAGGAUUCCUUCUUUUUCUCUGGUCAAAUCCGUAAAAAGCUCGAUCCGAUUAGAGUUGAAACAAAGCCAUGGGAGAAGAAUUAUGAAGAAAGAAAGAGAAUUAACGAGACGGGCGCAAGAAAAUCUGGAAUCGACUUUCUCGAAGAGAAACACUUCGAUAUCUCUAUUUACGGGAAUGAAGAGAUAAAAUAAAUACGGUAUUGAAACAAGAAGCCCGAUCGUUUGGUCUGUCUCAUCGAAAGCAAGAUUACUACGCGAUGACACGACGAAAAGGAAAACGAGUUGCAAGCAUUCCUUAAGAUAGCUAUAUUGGAGAUGACGGAAACGUCAAAGCCGCGGUACGCGAACCGCAGUAGCGGGGAGAGAUAAGGAAGGUGAACGGCAUCACGCCGAGCAGUCAUGUGCAGUGUCAUGUGGCUCCUUCGGCUGCUGACAACUUGCUGCCUCGCACUUCUAUCAGCGUCUGAUUUACGCACAGAUCUACCUUUGUCAACGGAUCAAGUAUCAACGAGAGCGACAACGGCGGCAAAGCGAUCAGUAGCAACAGACGCACCGAUGCUGAAUUACAUAUUCGAUGCACACAGUACUCUGAACAAACAUCAACAUCACCACGAUCAUCGUUGGGGUCCUCACUUUGAGAGUGAGAGUUCAGCGAAAAACAUUACUAUUCAAGCUGGUGCCAGCGUCGUCCUUGACUGCAAAAUAUCAUUGUUGCAGGACAAAACGGUAUCUUGGGUAAGGAGACAGGAAAACAGUGAAAAAAUGAAUUUGUUGACUGUCGGCCAUCUCACGUACACCGGUGACCCAAGAUACACCAUCGUGUUUCAGUAUCCAGACAAUUGGCGUUUAGAAAUCAAACGCGUCAAUAGCAGUGAUGAGGGUCAGUACGAAUGUCAGAUCAGCACUCAUCCGCCCAAGUUUAUUCGCAUAAAUUUACACAUCAACGCGCCAUCCGUCCAAAUAGUGGACGCCGCGGGUCAACCGCUAAGGGACAAAUACUACGAGGCGGAUAGCACCAUCGAACUGCUAUGCGUCGUGCGUCACAUAGCGAUGCAGGUCCAGUACAGUGUCGUCCAAUGGCUCCAUGGUAAUCGAACUCUGAACUACGACACAACGAGAGGUGGUAUCAGCGUGAAAACGGACCUAAUGGAGGAAGGGGCCAACUCUACUCUCAGCAUAGCGAGAGUCGGACCAGCGGACAGUGGUAACUACACGUGCAUGCUCACCACCAUGCCUGAUCAGCCUGCAACGAUUCAUGUACAUGUCCUGAAUGGAGAAAGCCUAGCCGAGUUGCAUCAUGGUGGUUCGCGCGACAUUCAAGCGGACGUCUGGAAUUCUCUGCUACUCUUUCUCUUCGCCAUUCUAGGAUGGCUUCAGGUGCUGAGAUGAAGACUCGACAAUGCUCGCUGCGACCCUCACAAAGGCGUUCUCAGUACUCGCUGCUGAGAGAUGAGCGUGCGAUGACCGAUGACUUUGAAACGAACGUGACGAAAAACGUUAUCGUCUUAUACGUGGCACGAACUUUUCUAUUGUUUCGAAUAAUGUGAGAGUGAAUGAGAAAGAAAAAAGCUAGGAAGGGUCCUGUGAAAAUUGAAAAGAGAUGUACGAUCGACGGCGUUGCUAUCGUUCUCUUUUUUUUUCAUUUUUCUUAACACGCGUUCAAGUAUGAAAAUUAAAUAGAAACGAAAGAAUUUGUUUCUACAAAAAUUAUCUUAUAUAGAGAUCUACUUGAUUAUCGAUAAUCGUUUUAUUCGAUUUACGCAAUCGCUCUUUGAAAAACUGUCGUCAAUUUUUAUGAAACUUAUUGUCUUUUUAUCGUAAUUCCUAAGGGUAGUUACAGCAACGCCGUCGAAUUUGACAAGACAAGCGAUAUUUUUAUUGUCGUAAUUGAAAUACCGAUAGUAAACUAUUUACCGUUUACAGUUGUCGUAAAUUAAAUUAUCGUGCUUCGUUGUUACAACGGGGAUUACAUUUAUCCGAGCUUCGGUGGGAAAAUUUGCCGAGUGGUUGGAAUUGUUUCGAGAGGUUGGUUCGGGAACAACGUUGAGAAUUUUGAGAGAAGAUCUGAAACGACGUAAUGCGAAAAUGAGAAUCGCAUUAUCGUCCAAGAGCUCAUUUAGUUCAUCAGCGAGGAAAAAGAUCGAGCGUUGAGAUCAAAUAACUCGAUACAAUUAACAUAGUCGUUAUUACUUGAAUAAGAACCAAUAAUCGUUCAAUUACUUGCUAUCUUACGAAGUAAGAUAGAUUAUUAAGGUACAGUCGCGCAAAAAUAUCGAUGCAACGUUGCAAAACUGGAGUUUGUUAUUAUUAAUUAUCGUUCAAAUGAAAUACGACCGAUGGCUGAGAAACGUUUACACGUUUGGUUCGUAAUUUAUCGAAGAAAUUUAAUGAACAGAGAGAUCCGAUCAUCCGUUCACAAAGAGGAAAUCUAUGAGAACGACUACGCGUGCUAUAUCAUUGACCAAGAAAUAUCCUUAUUCGUCCGAUCGAGUAAGCACGAUUCGCUUACGUAGCGUGUAAAAUCGAAGAUCGAAGAACACGAUUCAAACUCAGUGUUCGAACUUUCGAGGAACAACGCGUGAGAAACAGAGCGAGAAUAAGCCCCUUCGUUCUCUUUUUCUCUAAGUGAUAUUUAUAGGCAACGUACAUAUGUACGUACGUACGUACGUAUGUAUGUAUUUACAUAUGUAAGUAUAUAUGUAUGUAUAUAUAUAUAUAUAUAUAUAUAUAUAUAUAUAUAUAUACAUAUGACUCCUCGUUUCUCGAAAAUCCUACGGCGAAUCCUCGGUGUAUCGGAAAUGUCAAAAGCUGUUUUUCCUCGCAAAGACUUCGAGAAUCGAUGAUACGAGAAAUAGGUAUACAUGUAUAUUUGCAAAACUGAAGGGAAUGUGAGAUAAUUUAAAAUCGGGCCAAACGGCGAACUAAUACCUACGUAUGAAGGCGAGAAUUACGCGCUUUCGUCAAAGGAAAAUAUUACGAAAUAAACUAUACGCGUUUUACAAGAAAAAAAAA